CCUUACGCACACUUCAUUCCUGUACCUUGAAGAUGUGUGUUUUGGUGGAUUUUGGUAGGUGGUGCUGCGAUGCGAGAUAGAUACAGAACGUUUUGAUGCACAUGCGGCAGCAGGGUGGGCAAACACAUAGCCAUGUUCAUCAGUGUAGCUGAAUAUCGUCCGUGAAAAGUUGCAGUUUCUAAGUUCUGUCAAUAAUUUCGAGUGUCGGGCAUCCACAUCAUACAUUUGGCGAGGACAAUAAAAUUCGUAAAAGCACGCAACUAGAGCCGAGGAGUGUUGUUCCAGCAACUAAGAACGUUUUCCGAUACGCCCAAUCCAUAUGUCCCUGAGAAUAAGGGCAGCUGCUCCAUUCAUUCUGACUGCAAAAAUCACUUGCCAAGAGCACUGAAAUCAAUGCAGAAGCGUUUUCGUCGGCCUAAUGGAAAAGAUUAAUCAAUAAGCAUGCCACGUAAUGGCUUGGCUCGGAAUAGCUGUCUGAGAACACGCUGAUCGUCGGGAAACUAUCGGAAGUAGACACAGAGCUUGGAUUUCACUAUUGGAUUUGAUACUGGCUGCUCCCUCUAUCGGUCACAUUAGGAAAUAGCCGGAACUAAUAAGACAGACGAGCCAUCGUUCUUUAAAAAAAGAAAGAAACAAAACACAAAAAUCAACUAACCAUGGGAGAACAUUUGAACGCAUCAUCGUUAAGGUGGAUGUGUUUCCUGUUGACCAUCGGUAGCCUCUCGGGACUGUACGCGGCCAGUUCGCACAAUGUGAUCUAUGCCAUCAAUGCCGGCGGGGACGCCCAUAUCGAUUCACAUGGCAUCAAGUAUGGUCGCGAUCCUCUGAUGGGUAAGGUAGGUACCGAGUCCGAUUAUGGCAAACAACUGCUGAUGAUCAAUAGGGUAAAACCGAACGAUGAGAUCCUAUAUCAGACGGAACGUUACCAUCAUGACACGUUUGCCUACGAGCUUCCGCUGGCAGGCGACGGCGAGUAUGUGCUGAUUUUGAAAUUCUGCGAGGUUUACUUCAACGCCCCAAAUAUGAAAGUAUUCGAUAUAGCCUUGAAUAACCGGCACAUGAUCGUUUCGGAUUUGGAUAUUUUUUCACUGGUUGGAAAGGGUACGGCUCACGAUGAGUACGUUUACUUUACCAUUUCAAGAGGGCGCAUGUACUUCAAAGAAGAAGAAUCGGAAGUACGUGGGGGGAAAAUGAAACUAGAAUUUGUCAAAGGCUACAAAGAUAAUCCGAAGAUUAAUGCCAUCGUCCUGAUCAAGGGCUAUGAUGAAUCUAGUUUACCUCGACUGACACCUUUGGCAAGUGAGCAAACGGCACCAGAGAUGCAACUGGAAGAUCCAGUGUUGACCGGGAGUGGUGGUGCGGCGGAUGGCGAUGCACCAGGCGCCGGGAGCGACCAGGGAAAAUCGAAACACCGGAAAACUAGUGGUCCAAAACAACCGAAUCCUUAUUCACUGGACGAAUCCAGCAUGAUGUUGCCCGUUUUUAUAGCAAUCGGAGCAUUCAUUCCUCUACUUUUCUGUUUGUGUCGACUGUGAUUCUGUUAUGAAAACUCUAGCAAUAGACAAAUGGGCUCACUUUGGUUUUAUAAGUAGUUUGAACAAAAAAUAACUAAACCGUACUGCACCGCUCGAGCGCGCAGGUUUGUUAAAUAUUUUUAAUUAACGAAGAUAUUUUUGGAUAUUUGGGUCUAGCACGAUAUUGUAUUCAUGUAUUUAGAAAGAUACAAGUAACAAAUGACAUGGAAUUGUAAGAAAUAUGAUCCUCAUCACACUUAACUAGAUUGAUCGUUUUAAGAAGAGCAUAAUAUAUGUAAAUAGUUCCAUAGAGGUUCAGUUUAAAAGACUUAUACUUUUAAUAGUGGUAGCAAUUCGUUCUCUCCUGUUUAGUCCAGGAUAUGCAAUAAGCUGGAACAAUGUCUCACAAAACUUCUGAAGAUAUUUAUUCCGUUAUAAUUUAUCUGUUCAAAAGCUCAAAAUUCGUUGUUCCUUAGCGAUAUAUAGUAGCUGUAAGAGACAACGCGCACUUAGACAGAUUUUCUAACUUAAUUAUGUCGACGCUAAUUUCGGAUGGCAAUAAAUCCAAAUACACGAAAGACUUUAGUUGAAGUACUUACUACAAAACCGGUUGAGUCAGGUAUUUUACUGUGUUUUCAACAAUAUCGUAUAGGUAAAGGAUUGUUUCUUUGUAAAAAAUCGCAGCAGUAAUGAAUCCUGGGAAUCGCAUAAAAGAUAAUAAAAUGUCAACGGU
Molecule: messenger RNA, 2247 nt
Organism: Uranotaenia lowii
Lineage: Eukaryota; Metazoa; Arthropoda; Insecta; Diptera; Culicidae
Product: malectin-B
Exons: 2
Coding region: 657-1535 (292 amino acids)
Cellular component (GO): membrane
Molecular function (GO): carbohydrate binding
Source: RefSeq, a predicted model, not a curated record